Molecule: messenger RNA, 22073 nt
Organism: Xyrichtys novacula (pearly razorfish)
Lineage: Eukaryota; Metazoa; Chordata; Actinopteri; Labriformes; Labridae
Source: the annotation of a GenBank genome assembly
AGAGGGAGGGAGAAGAGGAGAAUAGAGGGACAGCAGGACCAAACUCCCUGCCUUCUUUUCCUCCAGUGCUCUGUCCUUUCUUUCUCUCAGUGACUCCAGACUGAGAUCUACAGAGAGGUGAGUUCAACUUUAUCAUCUUUUUCUUUACUUCUUCACCUUUUAUCAUUGUCUGCUUUCUUCCAUCAGUCAAGCUUUCAUCCUGCAGCUGCAUCAUGUCAUCAUCUUUUAUCCCUUUUACUCGCAUUAUUUGUUUAUGGCUUUAAUUUCUUUUAGAGCAGCAUGUCAACAGAUUUCAUGCGAUGAGAUAUCCCUGCAGUCAUCUCGAUCUGCUCUCUUCCUGCACCUUAUCUCCUCACAUCACCCCCUCACUUGGAAGAAAAGGUUUUCAGGGCCGGUUGAAGCAUGAAUUAAUCAUUGCUCAUUAACCAAAACGUCUCUGACACUCGUAGACCUGCUGCUUUAUUUAUGUGUGAGAACAUUUUUAUGACUGUGUUUAUUUGCUUUUGUGUCUGUUGGCUGGAGGUAUGCAGCUCAGCUUGAGGGUUUGCGGAAAGCCAAAGUUUCCGUUGGCUGGAUGGAGGGCUACUUUUAGCGUCGGUUAUUACUCCCUGUGCUCUGACUGGUCCAGACUGACUGCUACACUUUUAGCACGUUUCUCCAGCCUUUAACUGUCCUUUAAAUGACUCUGAUUAUUUAAACGGAUAAUAACAUCUAUCAAUCUUUCCUUUUACUGUGGAAUGCCCCAGCAGCUUUAGAAGAGGAGUUUCUAAUUAUAUGUUGAGAGUUUUGGAAUGUGAGUUUCAUGGCUUUGUGUGCUUUGUUGGAUUUUUGUGGUAACGCAUGUAUAUUUAGGAGCUCUUGCUUUACAUGCAUCCCUGUACUGUUUCACUUCUCUUCAUCUAAUACCACACAGCUUCUAUUUUAUUCCCAUGAACGCUCCCUCACUCUGCAUUGUGUCUUUGUUUUCCUUCAGGAUGCUGUGCCUCAGCUCCCUGUCCACACUCCUCCUCCUGCUUCUCAUCUUACCCCCCCAGCUGGCCGCCCAAGAGGUGCAUGUGCGUCUCGCAGGCGUGGGCCGACGCGGUGAACAUGAGGGACGUGUGGAGGUGUACUACAAUGGUGCGUGGGGCACAGUGUGUGAUGAUGAGGUGGACCUUAACCUUGCCAAUGUGGUGUGUCGACAGCUGGGCUACCAGCGGGGCCUAACUUGGGCGCACAGUGCCAAAUUUGGAGAGGGUCAAGGUAUGUUCAGUCAAAGAUCUGAGAGAUAAACUUUUGUUUCAGUUCAAAGACACUCAAUCAACUUCUCCCACAGGUUUGAUCUGGUUGGAUAAUGUGCGCUGCAAAGGCACUGAGCUCUCUAUCGCAGAGUGUCGCUCCAAUGGUUGGGGAAUCAAUGACUGCACUCACUCUGAGGACCUGGGGGUCAUUUGCAGUCAUCAGAGGAGGAACGGUAGUCCCUCUUCCUCCUCACAGCCAGCUCCUUCUUCCUCAAGAAACCAACCAAGAUCCCAGUCUGUGUCCCCUCCAAGUUAUCCUCCAGCUCCAGCCCACAUCUCUUCCUCCCCUGCAAGAGGCCAUGAGAUUGCCAUCAAUCGCGGCACAUCCGCUUCCCGUCGGAGCAGCUUGUCACCACAGGAAAACGGCCACGAGAUCCAGAUCAUGCGAAGAAAUCGAGGAGGUUCUCGGCCGGUGUCACAUGCAAGCUCAGUCUACCCACAGGGACACCAGCUUCCCUCUCAUCUGGCAAACGGUGCAUCCUACAGGCAGAGGCAGGAGACAGCGAGAAGCAGUCCACAGGCAGUGAGGAGAGAGGCAGAGAUAGACAGGCAGAACCAGAACCGUAGGAAUGACAGGCAACAGCAGCUCAGUGGGAACCAUGUUGAACCAGACCCUGUGUAUCCAGACAUGGGACUGGAGACUGAUGCACAGAACAUACAGGUAAAAAAAGAAAAGAAAAAUCAAACACACAAACAUUGACAAACACAACUUCUACCAAAACCGAAGAAGAAGCCCAGUCUGGCUUUAUUCGGACAACCAUAAAUAAAUGACAUUUGUGGAGCCAGGAGACAUCUAUAAUUAGAGACAAAUUUAGCUCAGACCUUCUUACGAUCCAACAGCAUAAUGGCUGCAGGUUUGCACAGGGCUGUAGAUCUUUUUAGCUGCUUCACCAAUUUGUAAUUAUCAUGACACCCAUGCCAACACAUUAAACAAACUAUUGGUUUCCUUCCUGCACCCCACAAUUCAUAAUAAAGAUGAUUAGAGAGUGUGAUGAUUAGAGACUAAGCAUGUCAUCUUAUCUUAACGUUGUUCUCGGGAUUGCGUGCUGUCUGUUGAUAUACAGUUAAACAAAGUCAUGUUUAUUGUCUUAAGUUCAUCCUGUUUUAUUGUGCAUGACAAGAACUCAGUUGAUGUCGGUUUCGAUAGAGGCCUUUAAAAGGGGAGAGAGGCCUUUGCUGUCCUGAUGGAGGGCACUGGUUAAAAUAAAAUGAGUUUUUAAGGAUAAAAAUGUUUUAUUUUCAAGUACAAAUUGACUUUCAAAAACUGGGGAAACUGUGUUUUCUCACGGACAGGGAUCUGAAAGAGUUCACUUAGAGGAGGCUCGUCUCAGGCCUGUGCUGUCCGGCAACCAUGGUGGCCUGGUGACAGAGGGAGUCCUAGAAGUGAAGCAUGCUGGGAAGUGGCGUCAUGUGUGUAACCAUGGCUGGGACCUCAGUAGCAGCCGUGUCGUCUGUGGCAUGUUAGGAUUUCCCACUGCUGAGGCGUUUGACCAGAAUGCCUACAGGUGAGUAUGUGAGAGUGGACACAGCAGAGAAAGUGGGGAGGACCAGAACAGACAAAAAGUAGUGUGUGUAUGUGUGUGUGUGUAUGUGUUUGACUCUGUGUGUGUGUGGUUAUAAAAGGGAUGGAAAACUGUGGUAGACUACACAUCCCUUCAAGCAUUAGACGACCCCGUGCCUGGAUGGCUGUUCCAUCCCCGCUGUAGUAGAGGUUAACCUCAACUGCUGUCAUUAGUUAAACCGCACUUGGCUCAACUCAUCCACUGCGGCAUCGGCUGAGCCCAACCGUCCACCAGGCCUGUCUGUCUCUCUGACUGAGUGGGCCUGAAUGGAGACCUUUAAAACAGUCUUAGAGAGCAUGUUAUUAAUGUCGGAUCCAGACUACCAGAUUAGUAUCAUCAUCAUCAUCAUGGUGUGUGUCUUUUCAUGAAACCUCCAUUACAUGGUUUCCAAUCCUAUAAUUAAGAAACCCCCCAGUGAAAACUGUAAGCAACAGCACUUUCUAAUGUCGAGAGGAAUGUCUGAACAUUUCAGAGCUCACUUCUCUUCACCAAAGAGAGACAAACAUUUACUGCAGUCUGAUCAUUUCUAUAAUCAAAAUAUUAGUUCAGAAUUUUUUAAAAGGGCAAAAUUAAAUAAUAAAACAGAACAUUUUCUUAUGUUAACACUUACUAGUGGUCAUCUAUAAUCACAAAUAACCAUAUUUUUUUUAAAUCUAGCCAAGAUUUUUUUUUAAAUCUAAAAAAUUAUUCCUUGGGUGUCAGUGUAGAAGGAAUAGCCUGGUGACAAACCAUAGGGUGUAUGAAAAAUGGUCAAAGUCUCAGCGUUGUUCCCCACUUGAUUUUGAGGAGGCACAGUAAAGCUUUGAAAUAUUGCUCACCAAACGCUGACGCCAACCAACUUCUUGUCCAGUUAGAAACUAAGAGUCCAGGCCAGGAAACUCAAAAUGAAUGAGUGACAAAAAUUCACCCUGCAGUUGUAAUGCAUGAAUGGAUUAUAGAAACCAAAGCUUUUUGGCCUAACCAGGCUGUGAACAUAUAACAUAUAACAUAUUACACACAACUGCUGUAAAAUGGGCUUUUUAAUAAUGGGGUUCCUUUGGCUUUUGGAGCCAGCCUCAAGUGGGCACUUAAAGAACUGCACAUUUUUGGGCCUGACUAAUUAUCACUCUUCUCUGCAGUUUCCUUUUGCACGACAGCACAGUGUAAGGUCUUUUUAGGUCAAUGUUUUUUGUUUUUUGUUAUUUCAACUCUGCAAUUUCACUGCUUUGGCUGACUCCGGAGUCUGUUAGGCUCUAUUUAUUAGAUACUGCAUGCAACAGUUGGCACCACCUACCCAGCAACAAACAUCAGAUAAGGUUAGCAGCAAGCUGAUGAGCAAAAAAGUUUUUAAAUCAACUUAUACCCUCAGGCUUUGUGUGACACCAUGAAAACUAGGAAGUGAAACAAAUCGAUGACAGCCUUGCUUUAUAGCUGCUGACAAUGCUAACAGCCAAGCGUCUGUGAACAUAUUAUUCACAAUGCAGAGAGUAACAGCCAAUGUUGUAUUUUGCAGGGGCAUAUCUAGACUGUUCUGACUAAUGUGGCCCCCAAUGGAGCACUUGGGUAGUGGAGGGUGUGAACACAUUAAAAUCAAAUGGCAGUCAGUACAUUUACAUGAGUUAACUGCACGAGUCUGACUGAAAUCUCACUAAAUCGUACUUCUCAAAGUCAGACAUACUUUCCUAGAUAAUGUGGUGGGGGUGUUUUUUUCUGUCAUGUAGACUCUUCCAUAAGACUGAAACUGGCGUAAUUGUUCAGUGCACACUCAAGAGUUUACAAAACCUUAACAGAUGAAGAAAAGACACAAGAAAGAUUCAAAUGUUGCGUUGUAUGCACAAAAGGUUCAGCGCUGUAGAAUAACGAUGUAUUCAGCCUUCAGUUUACAUCCUGUUGGCCACUUGGAAAACCCCUUUUGUCGGCUGUUUUUUCUGGUUCAUACAAGGUCAACUGGGAGACCACCUGGCAAUGAGCUGAAAGAGGGCAAGUAGCCACCUACCGUAGCUGUGGUAGACACGUAUUCUAUUCUUGCCCAGCACUUGUAAUCUGGGAUUGACAGCAAUGUAGAUAAAUCACCUUAUCAAGCCAUAACUGUGACUCGACUCAACUGUCCCUGUAAACUACAUGAUUUUUUCAUCAUUUCUUUAUCCACAAAUCAUAUCCACCCUAAAAUUUGGGAUUGUGUCAGAAAUAGCCAAUCAAAAUUCAAGUGGGAGUGGACCCACCCCAGGAGACAGUUCUGGACGCACCCCCUGGUUUGGCAUGUUUCAGAUGCCCAUAAAAAUUGCACUUGGUGCUAGAUUGAUAGAUAUACAUACCUUUGACUAUGUUCACACAGUAUUUCAAUGCAAACACUCAAUGACGAGUUCUUCUUUUGAGACUUACCAGUUUUAUUUGUAAGUUGUUAUUAGCUGAAAAAAAACACAGCUUUUAAACAAGACAAAAAUCGUUUUCUUUUUUGAAUUAUAGUAUCUAUGCCAUAGUAACAAAGUACUACAGUCCUGUGUGAACAUUUAGUCUACCGCAUAAAGAGAAAGUUUCCUACAGAACCUAUUGAAUACAAGACAGUGACUAAAGAAGCUAUGUAAAGAAAUAAAAAUAAAAAUUCUCAUUUCUCUAUUUUAACAUAUUUCAAUUACUCCUUUUGUCCUUCAAACACAAAAUCAUUGGCUCAACUCUGAAUGUCAGGUUAUGGUGGUGGUCCAACUCAGCACAGAAGGUUUUAUGACUUGACUGAAAGUCAUAAAUAUCUACUGAAACAUCUUCAAAAACCUUCAAAGCCAUUAUGCACAUACCUGCAGAACCCAAAUACCACUUUUACAAACGAAUGCUAAUGCAUUUCACCCUCUAACCUCAUUGCACAGUUUCUUAUGAGUCCUUACAGCUCAUAGGAGAUCCACAUGCGCACACAAGUAAACAUGUAUGCUUGUUCAGACAAGAACACAACCCUCUGUGUCAGUCUGUCUGCCCACAGAGGUCUUUUUUUGGCUCGGCCAACAGGACGACUGUACUGACCACUGGCCUGCCCCACACCAUCUGUCCUGAAUGCUGCCAAUAAUUACCCCUUGUGUCCUGCUCCGCUCUGCUAUUUAACUUCUCCUCAGCUGCCCUGAUCACCACCUUGGCCACAGUCUUGUUAUGAGAGCACUUGAAUUCAUGUAGUCGUGUAAUUCAGGUACAGAAAUGGGUGAAAGUUAUCUCUAAAAUGGAUUUGGUUAUUUUUACGUCGCUCCUUCAUUUUUGUCUGGUUGGGAUGCUUUAAGUCAACGAAACUGCAAGCACCUUAUCGAAAACGUGGCCAAACUUGGCUGUCCAUCAUGCUAACUUACUAAACCUUAUGCUAAUGUGAACAAAAACACUGAAAAACACAUCAGAGUUGUCUAGAGAAACAUCAUAUUUCUAUGCCCAAAACCCAACCAGCCGCUUGUGUAAAGACAGGACCAGGCUAGGGAAUGUUGUUGGUUUUUUCGUCAACCUCCACCCAGCUUCGUGGGAGAUGAAAGGGGCGGCCAAUUUUGUCCGAAGUAAACAGCCGUGGGAAGGACAGCAUAUUUUUUUCCAAGAAUGAAGCAACAUGAUGUGAAUCUUUGGCAUGUGGUGCCACAUGUGUUUGCAUAUUUUGAAGUCAAAACAGACUGCUAAUUCAAAAAACCUUUCCUGCCAUAUAAAUUUAGUCAUAUUUUAUCCAAAGUGACUACAGCGAUUUUACUUUGUCUAGCAGAAAAGCUUUAUGAUGUGAUGUCAAUCACUGGGUCCGUCACUUAAUCAACUACUAUUGUUCAAAUGAAAGAGAAACCCACACGGCCGUAGAAUAUGGAUCAGACAAAUAAAUUCAGAUGAGGACAGACCACAUUUGGUUUGUCCCAGAGUACACUGGUCACACCACAUUUCCCAACAACCAAUGGAUGACAUUAAUGGUCACCAAAGGACCAAACCUGGAAACAUGGUGGUUUCAUAAUCUCAGAACCCAAUGCUUAAGAUGAUUGAGCUCCAGGAAGUAAUGGCCAAUUUAUUGUGUGCAGCCAGAUGUUAGGGAAAUGGGACUUCCCAGGAAAUGCCCCCCAGGAAAAAUUGUAACAAGGACUCUCACCCUUAAAUCAUGUUCAGGUCAAAGAUUUGAUUCCUCCAUUUCUAAAACCUAAUAAUACCCCCAUUAGCCUCACUAAAUGUUAACAGUACACUUUUAUACCUGCUAAAACCAGCCUGUUAGUGUCAGCAGAGAUGUUAACCUGUUGAUUCUGGCAUCUUGCUUUCAGGCCAGCUCAUACAGCAGCUUUUGUUUUAUUUAUUCAUAUUAGAUGAUAAUCAAAUCUUCUAGGUGGUGCCCACUGUUCUGGCUGAGGUCCAUCCCUGCUCUUCUUCUGAGUUUUUGUCCUCUGAGACACUUGCAAUUAUGGUUCGAGAGAUCCUCUAAUCUAGUGUUUUCUCGACUAAACCUACUGCACACCCUUUGCUGUGUCAGCACAUCUCUCUUCGGCCAUGUGGUUGUUUUUUUCUGCAUGUGACUGCCUUUGUCUCAGCCUGUUAAGUUGCUCAGCGCAUUUUUACAGAUGUUUAAAUACUGCUCUUACAAAGGGCCAGUGUUUAAGCUUUUUUCCACAGCUCCCUUGUUUCAUCACAUCUACACUCUCUUUGAGGCUGAGUGUGACUUGUUCAGUUCUUUUCAUUUACUUCUACCCCUUUCUCCUUCUCUCCUCCUUCAGUCACAGCUUUUUUUUUUUUUACAGUCUUUUAAUGCCUUUGAGGCAAUUAUACUAAAACCCACAUUUCAUGGAAAGUACAUCAUUAUGACCCCUUUUAGUUUUCGUUCCACUGAGGAUGGUGGGACUGUCUAGAGGCUGUUGUGCAGUCAGUGUGGCAACCUGCUGUCUCCUGGGAGAGUGAUUGUUCCAGUCAGGCAGCUUUGCAUUCAUGCAGUAUAAUAACAGGUAAUCUGACUGUCAGCUCCUCUCUACGGUGUGGCUUAUGGUAUUGUGUGGUCAGAGUUGCAUAAAAAAAAAUCCUGGCAAUGAGCUUUGGAUCUUGAGAAGUAGAGCAGUUAUCUUCAGGUUAGAGGAGUUUGGUAGAGUUGCAGUCACAACCUGUUAGUCCUGCCUGAGGCCUGAUGCUGUGGUUCACUUCCCUUCCUUUAAUUCACUUUAUAGUCGACAUGAAAUCUAACUCAGCCUCCAUGACCUGUGUUUUUGUCCUGACAAAGAGCAACAUCCAUUUUACUUUAGCUGUCAGCAGGACAGCUGAAAUGAAUCUGAACGAAAACCAAAAGAACAUGCUUUUCUUCUUCCUGUAAAGUUAAGCAAUGCUCAUAAAAGUUGCCCAGUUCACAGAGAGCUCUUCUUACAUCACUUUGCUCCGUGUUUCCCAGCACGCACUUAUAGAGUUUAGCAACAAUGCUAGGGUUUUAAAGAGCUUUGUUUUUUUUACAGAGGUAAAGGCAGGGAAAGUGGAUAUGUACGUGCAUAUUUGCAUGUCUGGUGUGUGUGAACCAACAUGCUACUGCUCGACCGCACAGCAGACACUGCCAAGCACAGCAGGCAAUUAUAUGGGUAGCACUCACUCCCCCUUUCUCCCCUCCUCUCCCACUCCACCACAGCCUCCCUAUCUCUCCAAUUAUGAUUUAACACUGACUUAUGGAAUCUUUUCACACUGUGCAGACAUGCUUACAUACAGAUUUACUAGUUUAAGAGGAGUUCAUGCUACUAAAGGGUACAUUUUUGAGUGGGGUUGUGUGAGGUAUUUAACAAUAGUAAGGGUAUCACUCACAGGGGAUGACAGUCAGCUCAGUCCAGUUACAGAUAAGGCAAACAACCAGCACAGGAGCUGGGCUACAUGGCCACAGACGGAGUUAAUUUUACCAAGUAAUUGGCUUAUUUUAAGAAAGUCUGCCCCAAACACCAUGUCUGUGUGAGUGUGCACAUCUGUGUUGUGUCUGCAAAUAGUGCUUAAACAAAGCGGCUUUCUGGGGCAAAGUAAGAUGACUUAAAAGUCUCUAAACAUAGCAUCCAGCUACACUGACAUUGGUAUUUGGGUCGGAUUUUCUCAAAAUUAGUUAAAUGGUGUUGACCUUGUCUGCCUGGCUUUUGUGCUGUAUACCUUAUACAACCCCUUUAAGAAAAAAAAAAAUGGAGAUAAAAAAACAACAACACUUACACCUUUUAACAACCCAAAACAAUCAGGUGUAGUAGGAAGGCAGGGACAAUGGAUAAAACAAAGAGAGGACACAGAGACAAUAAAGCAAAAUGGAUAGAUGAGAGCCAGUAUUGCAAAGAAGUAAAGAAAGCUGAGCACUACACACUCGGCAUCAAACAACUGGCGGAUAGAGUUUGUAACUAGCUUGUGAACACUGUGGAUCAUUGAGCUGCUAAAGAACUCGAUAAUUUACUUAGUUGUUGGUGGAGAACAAUAACUAUGAUAGAAGGGGAUGGAUAGUCAACUUAUAUUUAUGACAUGGUAAGAAACUAAAUAAAUUAUGCUGCCGUUGAGUGUCUACUCUGCAGCAAACUCUCGAGUUCAAAAGUUAAACAAGCCAAGUGCAAAAAACUGCAGUUCCUAAAAUGUCCACUUGGGGAUGGCCCCAAAGGAAGCUCUGUUGGAGUCGACAUGGAAAAGCCCACUCUCACUGCCAAAUUUAACGUGUUCAAAACUCGGCCCAAAACAGUUUUCAUUUCUAUAUUUCAUGCCCUUCUUCAUCACAACUGUGCAGGUAUUAAGGUUAUUAUGACUCGCCUAUUUAUUAAUUUAUUAAGGCCCAGAAUUAUGCAUACUUAGGCUAAAUCAGAGGUGUGGCUACUUUGACUGAUAUACAGAUGUGUUGAAGGCAUGCCUGGGCUCUGCCCUUUUGCCUUUUCCUAGAUCAGUUGUCUCUAAAGUGGGGGCUGGACCUUUUAAGUAAGGUCGUGAGACACUGAUAGAAAUGGUCAUCCAAAACAGAGUAUUCUAUGCACCAUUGUUGUUUUUCUAUUAAUAAAGAAAUUUAGCAAAAGUAGCUCAAGUCCUCUUUUUUCUGUACAACUCCAUUUUUAAAAGUUGUUAGCAUGUUUUCAAUGAUUGACACUUGAUACAGCCUAUGGGCGUAUGAAUGGGGGAUACAUUGUUUGAGCCAAGUGUCAUCACAGCGACUCUCCCAUCGAACGCUACUGCGUAAAUGACAGUUUCAGGAAAUAGAGAAAAUCCCAGAAAUACCAAGAGCAAUAUGGCUUCAAAUACGUACAAUGACGGGAGGUGGAGCCACAUUGUCCAUACUGUAUAUAGUCUAUGGUAAUAAGCCAGUAAGAAACUCGCAGAGGUACACAGACUCACCUGUGUGUGUGCUUAUUUAAGUGUCCAGGCACUGCAACAGUUUUAACAAUAUUAUUGUCCUUUAGCUGUGCCCAUCUGUGUUGUUCUCAAGUCCAUGUCUGGAUUUGCCUUUUCGUAGCAGGCAGCUUAGUUUGACAGAAUACUUCGAGCUCUGCAACCACAAGAACUAUGAAGAAACUGAGGGUCUUUCACCAGUUUCAGUUUAUUGGUGUAAGAAGGAAAAACAGUGAAACUUAUCUACCAUAGGAGGCCUCCUGUCUGCACCGCACUUGUGGUCUAAACGACAUUUUCAACAGCUGAACUCAAGCAAACAUUGCAAAGUAAUGAUAUGAAGCAGUGUAGGCUUAUCUGAGAGUGGAAAGUUCCCUUUACUCUGAAAGAAAUCCCUUCGCUGCCUGGCCUGAUGGUAAAUGAUUUGCAGCGCACAUGUUCCAUACUGUGGGUUUUUCUGGGUCAUAAUUCCUAUUGUGGGUUUCCUUACUGGCCCUUCCAGCUUCAAACACAUCCUUCAUUUAAUGCAGGAACUGAGCAAAACAGUGGAAUAGCAGGAUACUGGGGUUCUCCUGGAGAGGAAACAUGUCCAGUUUUAGUCUCUCAAAUAUUUAAUAGCAUCAUGACUCUGGUUGCACAGUAAACCCUCCUCCUGUCUAAACUUGGUGUUCUGACUCACUUAAUUCAGGCACGUUCAUGAAGGGCGUCAGUCACAUUGCACCUGUCUGUGGUCUCUCUGCCCGAUGCAGGCGGUCAGCUCUCAUGUGUAUAUGUGUGUGUGUCACAGAGAGACACUUCCCAGACUUUGCCUGGUUUGUGAAUCAUUCUUUUUAUUGAAUCCUCGUUUUUUCUCUCUCCUUUAUUAGGAUUUAACAUGUGGUGUGUGUUUGCGCCCAAGAGUAGGGGGCAUCAUUUCAUGUAUACACUUGCUGUUUCCCUCCAGUACUUGACUCUAGUUUCAGGCAAUAUUCUUGAAACUCGACACAGUUUACAAAACCCUGUUGGAGUUGGCAGACCUCAACAAGGCUUCUCGCAGGGACUAAUGUAUAGUGGCUUGUUCAUAAUUUUGGCUCUUUCCACAUUGAUGCUCCAAACCAGACGCCACUGUAGACAUAUAGACAAACACUGAAACAGAAAUACCCGUGUACAAAUGUUAGGUUAAAAAGAGAGUCACAACAAGAGGGUGGUUAUUUGAGAGGAAAGAAGGGGGAAAGGAGUUAUGUGAUCCCGUAUUGUACAUCUCAAUCCUUCUUUCUUGCUCACUGUCUUUUACGUGAGGACUAUGUUUAUCCUCAAGUGCACACACCCUUCCCAGUUUGUUGUUUGCCAGUUUGUUUAUUCAAGGUUUGAUGGACAGAAAAGAGUAGGGAAGAAAGGAUGAAUGAGGACGAAAGAAGAGAUUGUGCUGGAGGAAAGAGCAGACUGUGGAGGUGUACAGGAAUGCUGUUUGUUUAGUCUACUCAGUGUAUGGAUGCUCAGUUGAAACUCCAAUGACCAUAUUGUCUGUUUUUCAGGAAACUGUGGGACUCCAAGUUGGCUGACCCAUCCUCCAGGUAUAAAUCCAGCUGCUUAUGGAAGGAUAUAGCUUUGUAACAUCUGUAAAAUAGCAGAUAAAUCACAGAUGUGCCACAUAUCCUUCUCCUCUGUCUUUCCUGCUCAGGCUGAGGACACAAAUCAGUAAAAAGGCUUACUGGGUGGAGAAGGUGCAGUGUCAGGGAGUGGAGCCCUCUCUGUCGCAGUGUCAAGCCCUGCUGUCAUUGCCCAGGAGUGAUGUCCCGUGCAGAAGCGGCAUGCAUGCAGUGGUCCGCUGCGUCCCUGGAUCUCAGUUUGCACGUUAUGGCAGAGCACCUGCACCGCCUGCUGUCCCGGUAAGAGUGGAGGAAGAACCAAGACAACACGAAAUAAUGUGAAAACUAAUUGAUAAGCUUUUCUGAAGAGAAUAUGGUCACUUACUCCCUUAAAAAGACAGAUGUCCACGGCUCUCCAAGCUCAGGCAGCUAAAGCUACAGACAGAAGAGAGGAGACGUGGAUGUAUUUAGAAAAAAUACUCAACUUCAUUUGUUAAAAAAAUAAAAGAAUAAAAGACACCAUGGUACUCUUCAUUUAAAGAAACGCAAUUAACACCAAUAAGUUAAGGAAUUUUGCAGUAAGGAGUGAGAACAGCGUACAAAAAUAUAUACAAAAAGGGAAACAUUACAAAAGAGUUUGUCCUUAGAGAGGGUUCAAGGGCAUGGUUCAACUUGUUGGUAAAUGCUUACUUGUUGUUUUUUUCUCCAGAGUUACAUAACGAAUUUGGGGCUGGCCUUAAAUCUUCAAGUUAAUUAUGAGGCUUCAACAAGCAACUGGUUAGCUUGACAUCAAGAAACCGCUAACUUGGCUCUGCACUAUUUUAGCAACAUCUGUCUCCCACUGCCUCUAGCCCUCUAUAAAUUUACUUCAUACAUCUCACUUUUUUUUCUUACGAGACCGAAAAAAAAAGCACAAAAACUGACAAAUGACAGUGAUGGUUUCUGUUGGUCCCAACUGAUGCUCCGUUGGUUCUCUUCAUCCGAGCUGGUGCUGAAUUACAUUUUUAAACUUAAAAGCGAAGAUUUAAACAGUUGGUUUGAGAUUAAAUCCCAUUUCUUACCACUCGUGUCUUUUUCUUCCAGCCUGUUGUGCGUCUAAAGGCCGGGGCCAGGCUUGGAGAGGGCCGUGUUGAAGUGCUCAAAGAGGGGAAGUGGGGCACCGUAUGUGACCACCUGUGGGACAUGGCUGCAGCCAGCGUGGUCUGCAGAGAGCUUGGCUUUGGAUCGGCCAAAGAGGCCCUCACCAAGGCCCAGCUGGGACAGGGUAAGAUCAGAGGCAUAGACAGAACCACACACGUAGUGUACUACAAGUCGGACGGCACUUUGAAGUUUUAUUUUGGUGACACAUUUACAUAGCUUUACUCACCAUGACUGUCAAGGUCAAAGUGGGUGAUGGUUUCUCUAUGGUGGGAAAAUUACCUUAUUCGUAUAAACAUAAAGAGUUAAAAUAAGCAUCAGGCUACUCCUCUGAUAUCCAGUUUUGUGCUAUUGACUUUGUAUCAGUGCCUGAGUUCACCAUGCACUAUGAGCAUGAUCAGUUGAGCUCUUUUAUCCUUCAGACUAAACAUUUCACUGCCUAAAUAUCUGUUUCCAAACGCGGCACUUUAAGAACCAUGAAUCCAAGUGGACAAAUAAACUCAGAGAAACUGUUUACAGUCUGACUUGUACUUCUAUCAGAGAAGCUGAUAGAAGUAGAAAAAAAAAAUCUCCCCAUGACCAAAUUACAAAAGUACAAACUAUUUUCGGAGGUUGCAGUGACCCAAACAAUGGCAUGUGCAGUUGUCAAAAUAAAUCUGUUGUAUGUGAAAAGCUGGCGCAGCUUUGAAACCAGGAUGUCAAUCCAUUAUCACUGAGCAUGAUUGCAAGACUGUGAUUACUCUGACAUUGCCUUUGUUCUUGGACUAAAAACUUGGCAAACGAAUUGUGAAGCUCAAACUGUUUUAAAGAAAAUUCUAGGAAGCAGACCCCACUUUCACAUGCUCAGUUAUUGUCUUUUUUUCUUACUUAAUUCCUCCUGUUACUCUGUAAUCACAUUCAUUUCCUCCCAUUAUCUUUCUGCACAAAUGAGCACAUAGCAUGCCCCGUAAUGGUGGCUGCAUUUCCUUCUCACUACUUAACCUAAUUAAGUAAUGCAUGGAAACCACUUGUGUGUUACUUUAGGGCUCUAUUAAAGUAGGUGCUAUGGGCUUGUUAUGUCUGAAUAAUGAACAUGGUUAAAAGUCAAAUUGGAGCAUUGUGGCCAACGACGUCUCGGGCCAUUUUACCAGACUUGUGUGAACGUAUAAAAUAGUGCGAGUUGUGUGAGAGCGACUUUAAGACGAGCAUUUUGAAGCAGGACUUGAUGACAUCAUGAGCUAUUUGAGGCCUAAUUAUAGGGCUUCAUAGGUGCUCCAGCGAGGUCCUCACACACCUACACAAACAUAGAUGUGUUCAAAGAUUUUCCUCAAUUUUGGGAACUAUUUUGGGUUAUAAAGCAUGGUCCUGAGUAUACAGUAAUUUAGUCAGAGAGCCCUCUGGCUAAGCUCAGUUUCAGAGCCACAUCAGAGGUCCGGAUCAAGUCUGGGUUUUUAAUCCAACUCUGGUGACAUCUGUGGCUGGAGAGCCAUCAGGUUUAAGAGUCUUUUAUGUACCAUGUGUGUCUAACUGGGUCUGCCUUUUUUUUAUCCGAUGGUUAAGGAGACAUGUGAAUCAAUCAACUGUGCUCUGUUCUGCAGGUACUGGUCCCAUCCAUAUGAACAGUGUGCAGUGUACAGGCAGGGAGAGGUCCGUUACUGAGUGUCACUUCAGGCCAGUGCCUCUUUACUCCUGCAAACACAAUCAGGAUGUGGCAGUCCGCUGCAACGUGCCCAACACCGGCCUUCAAGCGACAGUGAGAAAAACAGCAUUCAGCGAAAUACCCAGCAUGAUACACAGAAGAGCAUGCAGCAUUGACCAAAUGACAAGAAUAUCCUCUCUCCUAAACCUUCAGGUUCGUCUGGCAGGAGGCAGAGAGCCAGCAGAGGGCCGUGUGGAGGUGCUGAUGGAAAUCGGAGGAGUGAGACGCUGGGGCUCUGUCUGCAGUGAGAACUGGGGCAUCAAUGAGGCUAUGGUGGUCUGUCGCCAGUUGGGCUUGGGCUUUGCUGCAAGGGCUCAUCAGGUAAAAAGAAAAGCAAAAUCUGAUCCUUAUGGUUUAACUCCCUUCUGCCUCUGUCUUUAAGCUUUCAUCCCUUUGUUCCUAUAUUUCUUUACCCCCCUUUCUCUCUCUCUCUCUCUCUCUCUCUCUCUCUCUCUCUUGGUCCUGCUGUUUGUGUGUCUGUGCUGUGUUAUUACCGAGGCCUGAGGUAAUUACAGGCUUCUCAAACGUCCACUUCCAGCACACUGAAAAUAAAAGAGGGAAAGUGAGGCGAAGAGAGAUCAGGAGAAAUUCACAGAGCAAACAAACUGAAAAUAGAACCGUGCAUGGAAAGGGCAGCGUGAGUGUGUGAGGAAGGGGGGGCUGCUGGGAACAUUUAACAGGCAGUUUAAGAAAUGUGAAAAAGUGUGGAAAGAUGGGAUCAUGUGAGCUGUUAGUUCUUAUUAAAAACUGAGUUUCUUUGUUUAUAGAGCAGGCUGUUAUUUGCCUUGAGCUGUAGUAUUUCACACGGUAAAUUGCCUGUUCUUAUAUAGCAUGCCAUGUAAGUUUCCUGCCAACUCAGAGAGCUUUGUGCUUCAUUUCAACAUUGACCCCAUUCACACACAGAAUGACAGAGGUAGCUUAGUAAGUAAAUUAAUUCAGUCUUCAGUAUUUUGCCCAAGAACGCUUAGAGAUGCAAGAUAAAGGAGCCAAUCUCUGGAUAAGUGAACGGUCUGCUUGACUAACACGUCACAAAUCAGCUCUUUGUUCUGUCCAUGUGUCUUUGUUUAGGAGACCUGGUACUGGCCCGGUUCUUCAGAUGCCGCAGAGGUGAUUCUUAGUGGAACUCACUGUAUCGGAACCGAGAUGUCGAUCCAGCAGUGCCGCAGAAACACCAAUGUCUACUGUCCCAGAGGAGGGGAUGGCAGAGCUGCAGGAGUCACAUGUGUAGACAGUGAGUCCAAGACCAGCAACCCUUUGAGUAAAGCCGUAACCUUUUUUUUGCAAUGAUGCUUAUAUUCACCCCGUAUCUUUGCACCUUUAGCUGCUCCUGACCUUGUACUGGAUGCGCAGCUCGUCCAAGAAACAGCCUACCUUGAAGACCGACCCCUCCACCUGCUGACCUGUGCUAAUGAGGAGAACUGCCUAUCCUCCUCCGCAGCCAGGAUGAACUGGCCCUAUGGACACCGUCGCCUCCUGCGUUUCUCCUCCCGCAUUAUGAACAUGGGCCGUGCUGACUUCCGGCCCCGUGCCUCCAGAGAAAGCUGGACGUGGCACCAGUGUCACAGGUAAGACCGCUGUGUUUGAUCCGUUCAGCCCAGCUGUGUCACGAAAAGGAGCUUUCAAGUUUUUAUUUUGAAUCCACAGCUGCUCCUUUUAUGCCUUCAGCCAGACGCAGAAAAUGUGGUGAUUUUAGUUGUUGCAGGGUUUGGCUGGAAAAGAAAAGCUGCAUGAUCUCCAACAUGGCACAACAUUUGGCAUCAUUAGAGGUUGCACAAGAAAAAGAGGCAUUUAAGGGAGAUUCAAGUUGCUACCAAUGGUCAUAAAAUAAACUGCCUACAGAAAAGGAUGAAUGGGAAUUUAGACCUUGGCGAUGGGAUCACCGGGUGUAGAAAAUCCUGGCAAUAUUCGAAGACCUGAACUAAAAAUAACCCAAAGUCUGUUAUUCAACAUAAUAAAAACACAAUCCUUAUCCAGCAAGAUUUUGUUUACAAUAAACAUCCUUUUCACUUAGACCCAGUUGUUACUGUCACUAACCAUGACUGCACUCGGAGCAGCCUGGCUCCUUAUCUCAGCAGUUGUGGUUCUGUGUCCUGAAUCGAGAGGCUCAGCUUGGUGUCUCUGUGAGCCACAACCCAAUCACUACCUCAGCAACCAGCAAACACAGGGUUUGACUGUUAGCUUUUUUGGUAGAGUCUGUUCUGGGAAUGGUUUCAUAAAGAAAAAAAACUGACACCAAACUGAUAUCUCCCUGCACAUUUGUGCUUAUUCAAUUCAAAGCAGCUCUAGCUUUUAGACUUAGACUUAGAUAACUUUAUUAAUCCCACCAGGGGCGAUUGAUUUGGGCAGCUUGCAUACAGUCACCCUAGAGAAACACAAGUACACAGAACAUACAUAAAGUAUACAGAAUGGAUAAAAGCAAAAUGCUGAGAAGUGCAGUGGAAUCAAGGAUCAAUAAAAAAUUGGUAAAUACGUAGAUUACGAAGAAUACUGUCAAAAAAAGAGUUUUAUUAGUUUUUUCUCUGUCAUUGUUGUUGGUAAAGUUGAUAUUGGAAGCCCUGCCCCUUCUUAAUUUUAAUUGGUCAUGAUGGAGAAGUAACCUUGAUGAGUACGGUCACUGAACUAUUUUCACUAGUGUACACAGACCCUGAUUAUUCUUUAUUGUAUUGAUCUUUCUAUUGUGAUCCAAUUCACAGACAUUACCACAGCAUUGAGGUGUUCACCCACUAUGAUCUGCUGACCCUCAAUGGGACCAAGAUAGCUGAGGGUCAUAAGGCCAGCUUCUGUCUGGAGGACACCUACUGCCCUGACGGUAAGAAAAAUGACAGAUUUAUGUUGCAUAAAUCAACCACUGGGGUUGAGUAUGGAAGAAAAAGCAGAAUCGUGACAAGUUGGAGACUACAUGAAAGUGCAAAGCACAAAUCCCAUAAUGAGCAUUCAAAGCCAGUGGCGGGCUGUAGGAUUAGAGGCCAAACCUAAAUUGAUCUUGGCUUUACAAAACACAGACAGCAUUAUACAGCCCAGAUCCUUUCUAUUCAUUUCAGAGUCCUAAAAAAGAUUGGGUUUUUAAAUCAUGUUGUUAUAAUUUCAGGUUGUUCGUAGGAAUUAAAAUCCACAGUGACUGGCUGCAAAGAAAAUUUACACAUCAUACAGUCGUCCUCUACCAUUUAGUUUUGCUGAUGUCUGUCCAUGGUUUCUUUUUUUUUUUUAUUUGUCAGGUAUCCAUAAACGAUAUGCCUGCUAUAACAUGGGACAACAGGGAAUCUCUGUGGGCUGCUGGGACACCUACCGUCACGAUAUUGACUGUCAAUGGAUUGAUAUUACAGACGUCCGCCCUGGUGAAUACAUCUUCCAGGUCAGAGGAUUUUUUCUGUUCAAACGAGAACACCUCUUCAUUAAUUUUACAUCACUUAAUUCUGUUUUAGAGUGUGCACAGCUGUCCUCUUGACACAAUGGUUACCCUAAUGAAAAAGCAGAGAAAAAUUACUCCACACCCCAAUUUGCAUGGUGAAAUAACUUAAUUUCAGAAGGUUUCACAGUCUCUCCGUUGAGGAAUUACAAGAAUUGAAGUUAAGCAAACACGUGGGUAAGUGUUUCAACAUCUGAAGGUGCACAUGAGAUAAAAGUGGCGAUAAAAGACUGUAAUUUCAGUAAAUAGCUCUUGGCUGUUUCAGGUGUACAGCAUGUAUGUAGUUUUAGGGGUGUGUGCAUACUUAAGGAAAGUGAAUUUAGUCUGGUUUUAUAUAGAAAGUAGACCUGCUAUUAGUCCACCCUUCCAGAAAGUACAGGCUUAUUGGCGGAGGAACAGCUCAGUCAGCGUUUUAUAUUCGGACAAAAGCUAGAUUUAUGUUUGAUGGCUGGCUAUCACACAGUUAGUCAGUUUCAAGACAUCCAAUCGGCUGUCUGACCUUCUCAUCUUCCAUCCCUCUGUGUUAUUUGUUCUAUUUUUUCCUCAAAGCUUAGUGGCAACAUAGUGGUGCUGUUUACAGUUAUUUUCAGAGUGUUAACACGAAUCAAGAUGUUUCAGUUAUACUCACACGUGUAUGUUUGCAGACUGUAUGUAAACUACAUGCAGGAGUGGUUUGACUGCACUGUAAGACCUCGUGCACGUGCAGGGAGCCACGUCUCAAGAGAUAAAACCCAACUAUAUGUCAUAAAGUAGAGAUUUGUUGCCAUGACAACGUGACCCAGCCGCACUUUGUGGUCACGAUUGUGGUUCAGCAGCAGUUCAGCUGCUCAUAAAUUUGUGUAAGAAAUGAAAGAUGGAAGCAGGUCAUAGAGUGCUCAUCUCUUACGCAGUAGGGUGUUUCUUGUAGUCUUUACCAAGAAUGACAGGGUAGCAGCCAUUUUUAGGACCAUACAUUUAAGCUGAUGAGUCACGUCCACCUCAGCGUGAUUGCUCCUGAUUGCUCCGUCAUUUGAAAAUCAGCUGCACAACCUCAUACUUUUUUACAGGAUGGUGACGACCUUUCAUUGUUCUGUAAAAUAAUCCACGGGCUCUUUGUUUCACAUUAUUACAAGAGCUUUAAAAGGGAGAGCAACCACCACCGAGUUAAUAUAGUGUUUUACACCAGAGCUAUAAAAUAUACGCUGAAACUAUUGCCUGCAUUCAAUGUACAAUAAUUAAAAAUAUAUGAAGUUUAUGAAACCAAAUUUAGGGUGAAAGUGUUUUUAAAAAGAAUAAUGAACAUGAAUAUCUUUCAUUGGAUACUGUUGCCUUUGAAUCAAACUUGAACCACUACAUUUACACUGUGCAUUUAAAGAAUUAAACUAGGUUGCUUUGUUGAGUAUGUGGUUGAGGGAUUUGUUUGAUGUGUGUGUCAGGAAAAUUCAUUUGUGCACUUUUUUUAUAUAUGGCACACUGGCAGACAGGGUGGAAAACAACAAACCAUGGCAACCAACCAUGUCUACAGCCUAAUCAUAGGCUUCAACUUAAACUCAAACCCAAAACUGUCAUCUGCAUCUCUGCCCUUUUUUUUUUUCGUGCAUGGAGAUAACGGUGGAAAGUGAUGUCAUGCAACACUUGAACCUCUAGUUCAUGCAUCAUGAGCCAUAUAGGGGGAGAACAAUAAUCCUGUGGCUUCAUGGUUUGUUCUGUUGAAAAACAGCUGUUUCCUAACAGUUUGAAAUGAACUGUUACUUUCUCACAUGUUCCCUUAUUUCAUUAAAAAUAUACACUAUCCCGGGUUUCUGGUCCAGACUUGGACAGAAAUAUAUUUCUCUGGCAACAAAGACUCAUAAACCGAAAUAUGUUAUUUAUACACUUCUUAAGCUAUUAUUUUAAAAUGCACACUGUCAAGACGUAUUAUUUGAAAGUUAAAUCUGGAGGCAUAAUUUGGCUAUUUCCAUCAAAUCCAGGCCAGCAGUUACCUUCACUUGUGGUCUUGAUACUGCUGUUGACGAUGACCUCAAUUUGCCGCACACUUGUUUUACUUAGAUUAUAGCUGGGUCUCUUUAUUCCUUUGUUAUCAAGUGGACAGGACAGAAAAACAGUUUAAAAACAGGAAAGAGAGAGAGGAAAUGCCAUGAUGGAAAAAGGCAAGUAUGAGAGUUGAACUUGAGGCUGAAGUUGAACCUCUACACAAAAGGACAGAAAAUACAUGCUUUCAUGGUGCCUUCAGACAAAAUCUCACCCUAAGGACUUCUGACCAUCAAAUGUGUUGUUUCUGUGAAUAUAUAGUGCUAAAAAGGUAAACUGGGCCUUUUUCUUCAGGACUUUACCCGCACCUACCCCCUCGUACAGGUUUCAGGCAUUCAAAAUUACAAUAUUACUAUGUCAUACAGUUAUAUAAACAUCCUCAACCUUGAAAGUGCUUUUUUCUGCUUUUAUUUAUCAUAAUCAGGCACAAUUGUGAAUUUCUGUCGGUUUCAUUCGCAUCCAAAAACUCCAUAUUGAAGCUUUUAGCAAACUAAAAAAAGACAAAAGGACAUUUAUGUGAAUAUUUGUGAAUAUAUCAAUUAACACAAACACAUACUGAGUAACAUCAAAACUGGUCUAAAUUACAGUUGUACAUGUGAAUUUACUCACUUCAUGCCUUCUUUGUUUUUACUUGAUUUAAUAAUGUUUGACGUUUUGCACUCAAACACUUACAGAGAGUUUGUGAUGGGGCUGAUCCCCUCCAUCAUUCUUAGUUGUUAUUUCUGCCUCUGGAAUACCUUUGUCAUGAUUACUGUAACUAUGAGGCAUCCCCACUUGGAUGUAAAGAUGAGUUAAAUUGUAAAUUGACGAUGGUGACAGUCUACUCAGCUGGCUCAGGGGUAGAAUAUGGCCUGUAUACCCCUCAUCUACAUGCACUUUUGAUAAUAACAAGCUGAUGAUACCUGAACAGGUCACACAGAAAUUUCAAAAGGAUGGCUGACUUAAUUUUUGCAGUAUUUCAUCUGUUGUCUAUGUUCUUUCACAGGUGGAAGUCAAUCCUUCCUUAGACAUGGCUGAGUCUGACUUCCAAAACAACGUGAUGCGUUGUCGCUGCAAGUACGAUGGAGCACGAGUUUACAUGUUUGGAUGCCAUGCAGGUAUGGUGUGAAGAUAUGUUCAGUGCACCUAAAUCCUCACACUAUUCCAUCCCAGUCCCGCUUAGAUUCAGACAUUUAUGUUUCCUGUUUUUUUGUCUGUUUUCAUCAGGUGAUGCCUACAGUGCUGAGGCGGAGGACUUGUUUGACCAUCAACGUCAGAUCUCCAACAACUUCCUGUGAAUUAAGGAAUGAGCAUAUUUAAGGACAGCACAACUGAACAACUCCUCAGCACACCUCAUCAUGUCAGGGGAAGAAGUGUGAAUGACAAUGACAUGCCAGUGACUUGAGAAAUGGGGUCAGAGGGUGGGAGGCUGGGAUUCAGGGACUUCAUACAAUCCCUUGACUUGUCAUCUGCAUUGACUGUUUCUGUUAGAAAGUCAAAAAAUACCAGAAGGAGGAGAAAGAGAGGACAAAAAAAAGAAAAAAAAAACAAAGUUGGCCAUUGCAAGCAUCAUGUCACAAAGAUAACACAUAGAGUAGUUUACAAUUUGAAAAAUGUGUCUCUAAUUGUUCAUUGAGUUUAUUUACCUUGAUCAAAACGUAACCACAGACAGUAAUGAAAUGAAGGCACAUGAGGAGGAAACAUCCUUUACCUUUACAGUGCAUCACCAACCUGUCGUCCAUGUAAUAUCAAUCGAUAACAAACUGUCUACUCUGUACAUGCUUCCUGUGCUUUUGUUGAUCAUUUUACAAAUGCAGUAUUUACUGUUGCAACUGUGUGGUUUUGGUUUUGAAUGACGGUGUUUUUGUUUUGUUUUUUUAUUUCAUGGUGCUAUUUUGCCUUAUUUGAAUAAAUAUUGUAAUGUAUUGCAAAUGUAUUGCCAUGUACAGUUUUAUAUUACCUCUCUGGAAUAUUGUGCUUUAGGUCUAAUUUAUGCAGAAUUUAAAUGUACUUUUUAGUUGAAACUUGUUUUGUAUUGUCACUUUUAAUUAUGAGAGAUAUUUUCACUUGUUUGUCCUUUAUCUGUUGACCACCAGUGACAUCAGAUGAAAUCUGGUUGUACCACCUUAAUGCGCCUUAAAAAGAACUGGGUAAUGGUAGUGAAAGAAUAAACGUCAGAUUGACAAACUG